Aspergillus tubingensis is the source of this 2721-nucleotide messenger RNA. RefSeq names its product DEAD/DEAH box helicase. NCBI's taxonomy places the organism in Eukaryota, Fungi, Ascomycota, Eurotiomycetes, Eurotiales, Aspergillaceae. Gene Ontology annotation, molecular function: ATP-dependent chromatin remodeler activity; ATP binding. Bases 1 to 2721 code for a protein of 906 amino acids. The record is from RefSeq and is a predicted model, not a curated record. The transcript has 12 exons.
AUGACCAUACCAGGGAAGCGAAGCUGCCAUCCUCAACCGGCGGAAAGAGGUGCCAAAAAACCGAGACAGGAUCUAAAUAACUCUGAAGCCACUGUACGCGGCAACUUCAUAGACUUGACGCUCAACGAUGAGGACAACGAUCAAAACGCUCAUGUGGCAGGCGCUUUGGAAGUGACCUCCUCCAGCACGGUCAAUGGGUCUUUAAUUGACCAAACAAGCCGUCCUUCUCUCUCAUACUCUCCUCAUAUAGUGGAUAAGCUCUAUGAUACUUGUUUUGGAAUGCUCUGCAUGCGUGCAACCGCCUCCGAUGAAGGACAACUACCCGUCGGAUGUACCCCUGCAACCCUCAUCUUUAGCCGUGAUGUGGUGCGCGUCAAGAUAGGUACUGAGAAGCGCGUGGCGAUUCUCGUUACCAAAGCGCUGUGGUCUUUGACCACCAAAUUUGCUGUUACGCUGCACGCGACGAUCUGCGGCCGAAGACCGAAACUAGCUGCGACCAAAGAUAAGUUGAGCAAACGUACUAACAGCCUGAUUGCCACUACGAAGAUCAAGUAUUACUCGCUCCGAGUCUUCAUUUACGGAUUUUCCGGGCAAAAAAAGGAGAUCGGAGACUAUCUGGCAGGAAAGGAGUUGUUUCUGCAACAUCCUCAUCCGUUGGAGAUCGAUAGCGGCGUAAAGUAUUUGAAUCCCCAAUACCUGCUCCCACCAGGUAAGGAGGAGAUGCCUCCACCCAGCCAGCUAUCAAUCGCGACGUGUUGCGCGGGUCGUGAGAGUCCGGGAACGGACGCGCUGAGUGAAGACAUAAGGGCGAGAUUAUACCAGAUUCUCGAUACCGCCUCGGCUAACCGGGGGAUAAAGUUGGCUAUUCAACCAAGUACCCGUCUUACAACGGUGCUGAAAAGGCAUCAACUCGAGGCGCUGAUCAUGAUGGUGGAGAAGGAGACAAGGAUCUUUGAGGACUCUCAAUUUCCAUCUAUUUGGCUACCUUUCAGAAGCCCCGGUGGGGUGAUUCGAUACCAGAACAUAGUUACCAAGCUGUUCAGUAUGGAGCGGCCUGCGCCCGUCGGGGGCGGGAUCCUGGCAGACGAUAUGGGAUUAGGGAAGACCCUGUCAGCCCUUGCGCUUGUCUGCAACUCGCUCGAUCGGCACCAGGAAAGUGCCCUGACUGGCGUUCCUAAGGGCACCCUAAUUGUGACGCCUAAGUCAACAAUAUACGGAUGGGAGUCACAAAUCAAAAGGCAUAUCCAUCCGGAGCAGAUACAGUGGCUGACCUACCAUGGAUAUAAACGUCACGAGCUGGAUAAGAGCCUGGAUAAGUACGAUGCUGUGCUGACUACCUACGACAUGCUAAAUGCAGAAGGGGAAGAAAGCUCUUUGCUCAACCACGAGUGGCAACGAAUAAUUCUUGACGAAGCCCAUCGAAUACGAAACUCAUCAUCAAAGACAUUCCGCACCGUCUCCUCCCUGCAAGCCCAAUACCGGUGGUGUCUCACCGGCACACCUAUCCAAAACCGCCUGGCCGAUUUCGGUGCGCUACUGGAAUUUAUACGGGUUCCGCCGUUCGAGUCCCCAGGUUCAUUUAAUAGGCUGAUAGUGGAUUCCAUAUCGGAGAAUAAAGCCAGAAGCUUUGACCUUCUGAGGAGCGUGGUUACUGCAACUUGUUUACGACGAACAAAAACAAGUUAUGCAGCAGAGCUCCGCUUGCCCCGGAAGACCGAGCUAGUCGAGAGAGUGCACAUGGAUAAAGAGGACAGGGAACUCUAUGAGUUCUUCAAGCGCUAUUCCUUCCUCACAGCUGGAAAGGCAGUAUCGUCACAGAAAAGGGCUGGAACUAACAUUCUUGUGCUAAUCCACCAUCUCCGACUGAUCUGCGAUCAUGGUGUGGCCCUCCUUCCCAAAGCUGCCCUCAUCGCGUGGCACGAGCGCGAUGACACCUCCCUGACCUGGAGGACUCUGGAAUCUGAGACAGUUAAGUGUGCAUUCUGUGCUCAGUCAGUCGAAGAGAAUCGCUCCAGUGAAUCCUUGGUGGAGGAAGUGGGCUGCGGACAUUUCAUUUGCGAAAGUUGUACUACGGAAAACAAUAGCCAGCCGUCGUGCCCCAAAUGUGAAGCAACUCAAUGCCGCAGCUCAUCGCCGACCCCUACUAGUUUCGCGCACCCUCUUGAAGUAGGUUAUGCUCCCUCGGCCAAGCUUAGGGCGCUGCUGCGCAACAUCACCCAAAGUCGGAGUAUCUCCGAUAAGAAUGGAGUCCAGACGAAAUUUGUGAUUUUCAGUUACUGGACUAAGAUGUUAGACCUCAUAGCGACCGCGCUCACCGAAAACCACCUGACGUUCCGGCGCAUCGAUGGACAAUCGUCUCUUAGUGAACGCAAGGAAGCAUUGAGCGUUUUCGGUAGCGAUCCGCAGUGCAGAAUCAUGCUUGCAAGUAUUGGAGCAGCGGGCGAGGGGAUUGAUCUUACAGCGGCAAGCUCUAUCCAUAUUGUGGAACCUCAGUGGAACCCGAUGGCAGAAGCACAAGCUAUCGACCGCGUUCAUCGCAUUGGACAGGAACGAGAUGUGGAAGUUGUUCGGUACAUCACAAGCGAGUCAAUCGAGUCGUAUGUUCAAUGGAUCCAAGGGGACAAACUCAGAUUAAUUAGCAGAGCUCUUUCUCCUGCCGAACAAUGUGCUGAAAACGUGACAGAAAAGUGGUGGAAAAAAAUGCUGCAGUAUUUAAAAUAG